AUGAAACAAAUUAUACGAAAUCAAUUAAUACGAAACUAUUCCAAUAAGAUAGACUUCAUAUCAAAUGAAGUUAAACAUAUAUUUGAGGUUGAAAAAUUAACACCAGAAGAAAAUCUAGCUGCUAUUCCUAAAAAACCAAUAAUUCCUAAAAAUAUAACAAAAUUUCAACAUUCAAUAAUUAAACCAAAAGAUGUAUUGGAUCUAUAUACUAAAUUUAACUUAAAUGAUGUUUUAAUAUCAAUACUAUCAAAAUCUAAGAAAUUGCAUGGAGUUGAAAACUUUCAAAUUGUAUCUAAAGAUGGUAUAAUUCCAAAUAUAUAUUUUCCAAAUUCUGCCAUUAUUUUAAAGUGGAUAAAGGCAUUCAAUAAGAAAAUAUACAGUUUGAAACCCAUCCCAGUAGAAAAUUACAUAAACACGACUUUAAAAAAUGCAGAAUUGGAAGAUUUGGUGAAGCAGUCACUGUUUGAUAAAAUUUUUAAUAUUUAUAGAGUUAUUAAAAGUUCGAGGGAUUUAAAAUAUGGAAACAGAGUUGAAGAAAAUGCAAUAACUUUAAAUAAUUUGUCCAUGUUGGUUCUUAAUCAAUCAAAUGAAGUUAUUGAAAAUUAUUUAGAAUAUCUUAUGGAAUUAACAUAUGUUCAAUAUUUUACAUUACACGGAUUAAAAGAUUUCAUUAAUCAACUAAGUUUGAAUGGAGAUAUAUUGAAUCUUAAUGAGUUUAUAAUAUAUUUAAAUGGUGAAAUUCCACAAUUAUUCAAUCAUAUGUCUAGUGAGUCAUUGGAUAAAAUAUCUGGAUUCAUUGAAAAUAAAGAAAUAUCAAGAAACGCAUUAGAGAUAUUGAUCAAGAGGGGUUAUUUACCUUCUGAAUCAUCAAUAAAUAAUCAUUUAAAACAUUACAUAAAUGAAAAUGAUCCAGUGAGAUUAACUACUGAGUUGACAUUUUUAAAACCCGUGUUUCAUAAAUUUUCAAAUGAGUUGAUUGUUUCUAUUUUAUUAAAAACAAUUACUAACAUAAUUGAAUUUGAUAAAUUUAUACAACUACUCAAGUCAUUCAAUGAUCCAAAUUUGUUAAAUAAGUAUCAAUUAUCAUUAUUUAAGAAGUUGAUGUUAUUGAAACCUACCAAAUUAGAAAUCGCCCAAUUUGUAAAUAUUUCAAAACUGAACAAGAUAGAAAUAAAUCAAGAAAUUAUGGAAAUAUUAAAUGAAAGAUUUAAAUAA
Insectozyma verbasci is the source of this 1215-nucleotide messenger RNA. Lineage: Eukaryota; Fungi; Ascomycota; Pichiomycetes; Serinales; Debaryomycetaceae. The record is from the annotation of a GenBank genome assembly.